AUGCUGGUCUCCCUUACCGUUGGGAAGGUCGACGCUGGGGUGGCAGUGCUUCUGACCGAAGAUAAAAGAUUAAUAGAGUUCCCUUCUAUACUGUUACCGCCAUCUAUUCGCUCAGGCAGCAUAGUCGAUAUCACAGUUAAGCAGAACCACAAUGCAGAACAGCAGGCUGAGGAGCAGUUCCAAGCUCUUCAGCAGAAUAUCCUCGAACGCUACGGUCUACAGGCACCAAGCUCACCUGUCCUCCGCCUACGAAAUGCCACACAGACAAGUAUUGUGCUGGAGUGGGAUCCUGUACAGCUCGCGACCUCACAGCUCAAAAGUUUAGCACUUUACAGGAACGGUAGCAAAGCAGGGAAUAUACCAAGACCAAUGGACAUGCUGAGUACGAAGAUUAGCGGGUUGAGUUUGAACACGGAAUAUAGUUUUUAUCUGGUACUCAAGACGAGUGGCGGCACAUAUACCUCGAAUACAGUUACAGUCAAGACACAUGAGAUGACCAACUUGACCGGCAUUACUGUAACACCAGGUGUACUACAACCAGCAUUACGAGAGGCUUGCGAAGCAGCCGUUGAACGCAUAGGCGCCAAAUUAGUCGACACUGUCCGAAUAGACACGACCCAUUUUGUCUGCACAGAACCUCGAGGCGACGCCUGGCAGAAGGCCGUCGAGAUGAACAUUCCAGUAGUACGACCUGAAUGGCUCGAAGGAUGCGAAAGAGAGGGCAAGAUAGUGGGAGUGCGAGCAUAUUACUUGGACGCCGAUCCUAAGCUGCGUCAGGUUGGAACCAAUCCCAACAUCCAGCAACAAAGUAGAGAAAGCAUGAGCCAGAGGCAGUCAGUGCAGAUUCCACCAGCGAGGACCUCAAGUAUACCUCAAGCCCAAGCAAGUCAAACUAGCCUCCCAAGUCGGGCUCCUAAGAGUCCUGAUAAGGAGGUCGGAGAGCCUGGUCCAACAGUUGGAGCGACUCCAGAGUUGGCCCAGGAAGAAGUACCCAGACAGAAAGAUCUGCCACCAGAUCCUCCGACGCGCGAUGACAGUGACAACUCGGAAGCCGAAGACGGCACAGGGGAUUCGGAGAAACGACUACCUGCACCGCACGCGGCCGAGGAUACUGAGGAUGACGAUGUGCAAGAGGAAAAACAUUCGCCGCCUCCUACAAAAGCAAACAAACCAGGAGUAGAAGAUGAAAAAGGUGAAGACAUGGAAGAGGUCGCCCUGUAG
Molecule: messenger RNA, 1221 nt
Organism: Lithohypha guttulata
Lineage: Eukaryota; Fungi; Ascomycota; Eurotiomycetes; Chaetothyriales; Trichomeriaceae
Gene: CHS5
Product: Chitin synthase, class 5
Exons: 2
Coding region: 1-1221 (406 amino acids)
Biological process (GO): conjugation with cellular fusion; Golgi to plasma membrane transport
Cellular component (GO): exomer complex; trans-Golgi network
Molecular function (GO): protein dimerization activity
Source: RefSeq, a predicted model, not a curated record